UUCUUUACGUGGCUGACUGCAUCCUGCCACUUUUGUUUGUCUUCGAUUUUAUUACAGAGUUUCUCUGUAACAAUAUUGUUUUGCAUUUAUAACUUGUAAUAUAUUGUAGCACUUUGUAUAAUCUUAUUGAAAAUUCGCCAUGGGCUUGUGUAAAUGUCCAAAGAGAAGGGUUACAAAUCAGUUUUGCUUUGAGCACAGAGUAAAUGUUUGUGAAUUUUGUAUGGUGACGAGUCACCCGAAGUGCAUCAUACAGUCAUAUUUGCAAUGGUUACAAGACAGUGAUUACAACCCAAUAUGUGAAAUUUGCACAAAAAGUUUGAGCGAAGGCGAAUGUAUUCGUCUGACUUGUUAUCAUGUAUUUCACUGGACAUGUGCAGAAGCACGCUACAGAGCUUUGCCUCGUACAACAGCACCAGCUGGGUACCAGUGCCCGUCUUGUGCGACCCCUGUUUUCCCUCCACCCAACCUAGUCUCCCCUGUUGCUGAUGAGCUCCGAGAAAAACUGGCCGGUGUCAACUGGGCAAGGGCUGGCUUGGGUCUACCAUUGCUUUCAGAAGACCAAGACAUGAAAGGCGCAGCGGGGCGCCGCAGCCAAUCGCCCAUCGACCACCACUCGCCCUACUACACUAGUACGGUGGACAGCCAGCGAGGCACGCCAGUCGGAGCCAGCGAUGACGAGUCAAACAGCCGCUCAGCCAACGGCACGCCACAUUCCAUCGUCCAGAUCACAGACGAACCAGUCAACAUUUAUGAUAACACCUCCAUCAAGAGAAAUGAUAGUUUGCAAGGUGGUCAGGCUCCAAGAAAAAGCAUCAAAUCAAACGAGCCUCCGAAACUGACGACAAACUUUGAUCACGACGAAAAUAAAUACAAACAGAAGUCUACUUUCGCAUGGAUCAGCAGAUGGUGGAAGAACUCACUCCCAUCUUCUCGAGUGCGAAGAGCCGGAGGUAUCUACAGGCGUUAUUGGAUCAUGCUAUUCGUUUUCAUAGCGGUAGUAGUGGUCCUCGUGCUCCUUAGCCGCAGAGACGUCGACGAGGAAAACCCCUUCGGUUUCAUACAUGAUGAUGACAAAAGAAUACUACAGAAAAACUAAUCACAUAUUUAUUCUAAAAUCAAGCAAUCUAUAAAGUGAUAUAUAAACCCAAUUAGCUGUAUUAUAAUUAUUUAAUUUCGUUUAAA
This is a messenger RNA of Trichoplusia ni (cabbage looper), 1182 nucleotides long. Its product is annotated as zinc finger protein-like 1 homolog. Lineage: Eukaryota; Metazoa; Arthropoda; Insecta; Lepidoptera; Noctuidae. The record is from RefSeq and is a predicted model, not a curated record. The transcript has 6 exons. Gene Ontology annotation, cellular component: Golgi apparatus. The coding region runs from base 140 to 1096 and encodes 318 amino acids.